UGUGGUGACAGCUUAAAGGCAUAGAUAAAGACAUUUUAAAGAAUCUAUAGUUAAUGACAUUCAUGUUAAUAAAAUAAUGGAAAUAUAAAAUAUAUGUCAAAAUUGGUCAAAAUCCAUAGGUCGAUGCCCAUAUUCUAAGUAAAAUAAGUAUUAAAUAUUUUUUAGUACAAAAAAAAAAACAUAACCAAAUAGCUAAUGUGUUUCAUUAGAUCAUGAUUAUACCUAUUAAUAAAUUUUGAAUAUAAUUAUAAUACCUAAUCACUGAACUGCCUUUUGAUAAUAUAUUCUAAUUUAAAAAUUUUGUGUUGUGAGAAAACUAAACCGGGACAAUGGAGAAUUCAGUACCAACCAGUACAAAAAAACGUUCAAAUAAGAAAAAUAAAAAAGCCGAUGAAGUGGCACGUAACAAUACUGAAACUGCAUCGUCACCUACUACCUCAGGAGAAGUGAUUGAAGAUAUAGAUAAUAAAUCGGAUCUAUCAGGUGCGUGUAAUAAUAUUUCAUUAAAAGACAUUCGAUUAGUCAUGGAUGUUCUAAAUUAUCAACGUAAGCCAGCUAAAACACCUGAAGAAGCAAAACAUAAAGAAUAUCAAUUUUGGUCAACACAACCGGUACCAAAAAUGGAUGAGAAUAUAUCAACGGAAUUUGGACCAAUCUUACCACCGGUAACAGACAUGUCUACAAUACGAACUGAAGCAUACACUCUACCACCUGGAUUCCAAUGGGAUACUUUACAAUUAGAUGAUCCAUUACAAUUGAACGAAUUGUAUACGUUGUUAAAUGAAAAUUAUGUGGAAGAUGAUGAUUCAAUGUUUCGUUUUGAUUAUCCGCCAACAUUUUUAAAAUGGGCCUUACAACCACCUGGUUGGUUGAAAGAUUGGCAUUGUGGCGUUCGUGUUGAAAAAUCAAAACGUCUUGUUGGAUUUAUUUCGGCUAUACCUGCUACGUUACGUGUUUACGAUCAUGUACAAAAGAUGGUUGAAAUUAAUUUUUUAUGUGUCCAUAAAAAAUUACGAUCGAAACGUGUUGCUCCCGUAUUGAUUCGAGAAAUUACACGACGUGUUAAUUUAAAAGGUAUUUUCCAAGCCGUUUACACUGCUGGUGUGGUUUUACCAAAACCAAUUGGUACAUGUCGUUAUUGGCAUCGUUCGCUCAAUCCAAAAAAACUAAUUGAUGUGAAAUUUUCACACUUAAGUCGUAAUAUGACGCUACAACGUACAAUGAAAUUAUAUAAACUGCCAGAGAAUGUAUGUACAAAAGGAUUUCGUAAAUUAACUGUAAAAGAUAUCCCACAAGCGCAUAAAUUGUUAGAAGAAUAUCUGAAAAAAUUUGAUUUAGCUCCGGUUUUCUCGGAAGAAGAGUUUCGACACUGGUUUACACCACAGGAUGGUAUUGUUGAUUCGUUUGUUGUCGUACAUGAUACGAAUAGUAAGGAUGCAAAACCAACGAAAUCAAAAAAACUUGUUAAUGGCGACCAUCAAAAUGAAAUUGUCACGGAUUUCGUAUCAUAUUAUACGUUACCAAGUACAAUUAUGCAUCAUCCCGUGCAUAAAACUUUAAAAGCGGCUUAUUCUUUUUAUAAUGUGAGCACACAAACACAAUGGGUUGAUUUAAUGAAUGAUGCCUUAAUAUCAGCGAAAAAUUUAAAUUUUGAUGUAUUUAAUGCACUUGAUUUGAUGGAUAAUCGUGAAUUCUUGGAACCACUUAAAUUUGGCAUUGGCGAUGGUAAUUUACAAUAUUAUUUAUAUAAUUGGCGAUGUCCACCGAUGAACACACAAAAAAUUGGACUUAUUCUUAUUACAAUAGUUUUGCAAUAA
Chrysoperla carnea is the source of this 1817-nucleotide messenger RNA. It is a transcript of the gene Nmt, whose product is annotated as glycylpeptide N-tetradecanoyltransferase. The transcript has 2 exons. The coding region runs from base 330 to 1817 and encodes 495 amino acids. Gene Ontology annotation, molecular function: glycylpeptide N-tetradecanoyltransferase activity. Gene Ontology annotation, cellular component: cytoplasm. The record is from RefSeq and is a predicted model, not a curated record. NCBI's taxonomy places the organism in Eukaryota, Metazoa, Arthropoda, Insecta, Neuroptera, Chrysopidae. Gene Ontology annotation, biological process: N-terminal peptidyl-glycine N-myristoylation.